Somion occarium is the source of this 1271-nucleotide messenger RNA. Lineage: Eukaryota; Fungi; Basidiomycota; Agaricomycetes; Polyporales; Cerrenaceae. The record is from the annotation of a GenBank genome assembly.
CCGUGCUGGAAGGAGGUCAUACCGCCAGCUCAUUCGCCUGCUAUCGAACGUGUUUCUCUUGCUGCUACUAUCACUCCAGUUUGCUUUUCUUUUCGCUGGCCUUAAGGAAUAAUCAUGGAGCAACAAGCGAGUGCUCCGCCAGAUGUCCGAAAUCUCGUCAACUUCCUCCGAAGUAGCAAAGCCGGGAUUAAAGUCAGAGUUGGUGUCUUGAAUGGGAAGCGUAUAGAUUAUUUUAAAGGUCGAUCUGCUGUCAAGGCACUCUUGUCACCCGCGUAUGCCAAAGUAAAGAAAGUCCCAAAAGUCACAACUGAAGAGGAAGCGCAACAACUGCUCGCCUCCAUUGUCCCCUAUGCCUUCUUCCUUCGCGUCGAGCGAGGUGGAAACUCUGGCUCCUCAUCAUCAUCACCAAAACAUCUCCAAAUCGUACAACAACAGAUGUUCCUUCCAGAUGAAUAUUUUGCAUGGUUCUACGAAGGUUCUCAGUUGACAACAUAUCUUGGAGGUGUCGCCAUGGUCGCCGUAAUGCUUGCUGGCGUCAUGUUCCCUCUCUGGCCACCGAUCAUGCGGUUAGGCGUAUGGUACCUCAGUAUAGUUGUCCUAGGCCUCAUCGGUCUAUUCUUCGCCAUCGCCAUUGUCCGCCUGAUAUUCUACAUCAUCACCGUGAUCGUUGCAAGUCCAGGUAUCUGGAUAUUCCCCAAACUCUUUGCAGAUGUUGGAUUUGUGCGUACCCCUUGUCUCAAUGUUGGGCUAACACGUGCGGCGGAUACUGAUCUUUUAUGGUUUGUAGGUCGAAUCCUUCAUUCCGCUAUGGGAAUGGGACCUUCCUAAGAAGAAGGGUAAAAAGAAGCGUACCGAAAAGUCUGAGAAAUCUGCAAAGUCGAAAGGCAAAUCUACCGCUGUUAAUGGUAGCUCUCAUACCGAAGUACACGAAUUCGCGCCAGACUCAGGAGAUUCACGGCCGGAGAGUAGAUCUGCGCGAGUAGAAGAGGUCGAGGAUUCAUGAUCAGCCCGUUUUACAUCCCUCUGUUCUCCGCCACUUGCUUCCCACUAGUCACUAGUCACUACCUAUCAUCCUUUCCUUUCUGUCUCUCUCAUCUCAUUCAUAGUUGCUUCCCCCCUUGCCAGCUGGUGCUUGCGUGUAUCACUCAUGGUCGUGAUUGUUUCCUGGAUAUAUCAAUAGCUGCUGGGAUCUAUGACAUUCACUAAUAUUAUUUCACGUGCUUCCCAUUCGUUGCGUCAAUGACUCCCGAGUCUUCGCUUGAGGAUUUGCU